GUUGGAGAGACAGUACCAGGACCUGAUGCAACAGCAUCAGGAGUUGGCACAGCUCCACCGCAUGGUGCAGAGCCACGAGGAUGCAACUUGGACACUCAAUGCCCGAUUGUUGGACCUGGAACAGGCUGUACCAGGACCAGCUGCUGGAGCUUCCAGCAGUGCACCCUCAAGCCGCCAACUGGAGGACCGCGUUGACCACGUAGURGCAAUGCUCGGCGACAUCAGCACCUUCGYUGCGCCGACCACCACCAUCAKCAAUYAGCUGCAUACAUUGAAGACCGAGGUCCAGAAGCUGCAGUCGACAAACGCGGACGACAAUCCGAAGAUGUACAAGAUGCCAACUUUCAGCCUGGAGAGGUUCGACGACUACACGCAGCAGGAUCCUGUCCUCUCGUGGGAAGCAUUCACAACACAACUCAGGAUUCUGCCAGUAGCCAAGCACGCGUACAUCGGCGCCCUGUUCCUGAACUCAAAGGGCGGAUGCCAGACCUGGUUGAGCCACSUGGCAACCUCCCACGGCGUCGACGUACCAGACUUGAAGGACGUAAUCACAUGGGAGGAACUGACACGGCUGUGGAAGAAGCGGUUCAUCGUCGAUGAUGCGCCGGCACUCGCCAUCAACCGUUUGUUCACCAUAUCACAGGGCAACAUAGCAACACGGGACUGGCUCACGGAGUGGCAGAAGAUUGCGGUUGUGCCCAAUCUGAACCUACCAUUCGAGCAUCUACGCCGUGAGUUCUACAACAGGUCCUGUGCGGCAUUGAGCCAGGCUCUUGGUGAUCGUGAGCAGUACUCAACCUUCACGGAGAUCAUUGGCAAAGCGAGGGAGAUCAUCAAGACCAACAGUUCAGCUGCACACGAGAAAUCAACAUCAUGGCAGUCGACCUAUGUGGAGAAGGUGCGAACUGGUCCGCGACAGUAGCACUUCGCUGCAGUCCAGCAGGACAGUGGAAAUAACCCAGCAGCCAAUCCAGUAUCAAGUGACAGAGAUCAGGCGGCCGCUUUCCAGCCGCGAAGCACCAACAAGUCCCGCAACAAUGGGAAGGCGAAAUCCGCAUCGCAGGCCGGAAACGGACCGCCAGGACAGUUUCCAUGGGUCAAGUUUGGCUUGACCGAGGCGGAGUAUAAGAUCCGCGGCCGCUACGGCAGCUGCUAUUGGUGCAACAACACUAAGCACAAGACCUC
Chara braunii is the source of this 1185-nucleotide messenger RNA. Lineage: Eukaryota; Viridiplantae; Streptophyta; Charophyceae; Charales; Characeae. The record is from the annotation of a GenBank genome assembly.